Knipowitschia caucasica is the source of this 2643-nucleotide messenger RNA. The record is from the annotation of a GenBank genome assembly. NCBI's taxonomy places the organism in Eukaryota, Metazoa, Chordata, Actinopteri, Gobiiformes, Gobiidae.
AUGGUGCCCCCUGAACAUGUCCAAAGUCAAGCAGCGUCUAAAGCAGCAGAGGUGCACCAGAAAUACGUGCCACUACCCCAGUUUUCUGCUCCAGUACCCACCAACCCGCAACAUGCAAUGGCAGCUCUACCUCCUGCACUGGAACAGUUACCUGCAGUGAGAGAAAUGGACAGGGUCGUGGCCGUAAAAGAGAUUUGGGAACGUAACUGCACCACUUUGGAAACCAGUCAGCGGGAAGCUUUAUGGCAAGUGCUACUGCAGUACAAAGACAUCUUUGCCCUUUCUGAAGAGGAGGUGGGUCUAACACACUUGGUGCAGCACGAAAUAGAUACUGGAGAUGCGCACCCGAUCAAAACGCGCCCCCGCCGACUCCCUCUGGCGCAUCAAGCGGCUGCUGAUAGCGCAAUUGACGAAAUGCUCGCGGCUGGUAUUAUCGAGCCGUCAGAUAGUCCCUGGGCUUCGGGGGUUGUGCUGCAAGGUAUCGCGGAGGCCGGGCUGAAACUCCACCCCAACAAAUGCUGCUUCAUGAGAAGGGAAUUGGAGUUUUUAGGGCACAAGGUUGGUGGAGAAGGCAUCAGCACUCUGGAGGAAAAGGUACAGGUUGUCAGGGACUGGCCAAUCCCCACUAACCUCAGAGAACUGAAGAGUUUCAUUGGACUAGCAUCAUAUUACAGGCGAUUCGUGCGCGGUUUCUCUUGCAUCGCCGCACCCCUGUUUGCCCUACAGCGGAAAAAUUGUGACUUUGUGUGGACCCCAGAGUGCGACCGGGCCUUUUGCACUUUGAAAAAGGCACUGACGGAGUCUCCCAUCUUAACCCCCCCAGAUACCAAUCUGCCAUUUGUCAUGGACACAGACGCCAGCGAUGCGGGGAUGGGUGCAGUGUUGAGCCAGGUGGGAUCACACGGGGAGAAAGUAGUGGCAUACUUUAGCAAAACUUUCAACAAGGCUGAGCGGCGUUAUUGCGUGACGCGGAGAGAGUUGCUUGCUAUUGUGAGAGCGAUAGGGCAUUUCCGGUACUAUCUCUGUGGCCUCCCCUUUACUGUGAGAACAGAUCACUCAGCACUCCAAUGGUUAAUGUCCUUUAAAGAACCAGAGGGGCAGAUUGCCCGCUGGUUGGAAGAACUUGCGCCAUAUAAUUUCAAAGUGGAGUACAGGGCUGGGAGUCGCCAUGCCAACGCGGAUGCCAUGUCCAGACGUCCAUGUGCUCUGGAUGGCUGCCGCUAUUGUGAAAAACGAGAGGCCAAGGAACAGGAGCUCUGUGUUGAGGAGCAGGCGGGUCCCUUGUGCAGCGGGGAAGGGCCAAUCUGUGAAGUGGCGGAGCUCCAUGAUCCACUGGAGUGGAGGGCUCAGCAGGAACUGGAUCCCGAUCUGCAACCUGUGCUGCAGUGGGUUCAAUCGGGACAGAGACCACAGUGGAGUGAGGUAGCUGGGUUUUCGCUGGCCACCAAAGGACUGUUUGAAAAGUUUACAACCCUCCGUAUAAAAGACAGAGUACUUCAAAGAGCGUGGAAAGAGCCAGCUACAGGGGAGGAAAGGUGGCAAACUGUAGUCCCCAGAGCACUCAGAGACCCAGUUCUGAAGGCUUGUCACGGAACUCCUGGGGCGGGACACUUUGGAGUCUCAAAAACUCUCAGACGGCUCAGGCAAGGGUUUUACUGGGGCCAGCUCAGGAGGGAUGUAGAGGACUUUUGUCGUCGUUGCGACCUGUGCGCUGCUUAUAAGGGCCCUCCAGGUCAAUCCCGUGCCGAGCUUCAGCAGUUGGCCGUGGGGGCCCCUAUGGAAAGAGUGGCUGUGGACAUAAUGGGUCCGUUUCCCCGGUCAGACCAGGGGAAUCGUUAUGUACUCGCUGCCAUGGACUAUUUCACUAAAUGGCCAGAGGCAUUUGCCAUCCCGGAUCAGGAAGCGGUGACGGUGGCAGACACCCUGGUGGAGGGAAUGUUUUCCAGGUUUGGGGCACCCGAAGUUAUCCACAGCGACCAGGGGAGAAACUUUGAGUCUGCCGUUUUCUCUGCAAUGUGUCAGCGUAUGGGAGCGCAAAAGACACGUACUACCCCACUACACCCUCAGAGUGAUGGGCUAGUCGAGCGUUUCAACAGAACACUCGCAAAACAACUGGCGAUCAUCACUGCAGAACACCAGCGGGAUUGGGAUAUGCACCUCCCCCUUAUCCUGCUUGCCUACAGGUCUUCGGUUCAGGAGUCCACAGCAUGCACACCUGCUCUUCUCAUGUUGGGGCGAGAGCUGCGGACACCCAGAGAAAUGUGCUUUGGCAGACCCCCACACACUCCUGCUGUCCCACCAGGACCGGAAUACGCUCGGAGGCUACAGGACCGGAUGGAGACAGCUCAUGCGUUUGCCCGUGACCAGCUGCAAAAGUCUGGGAUCCGGCAGAAAAGAAACUACGACAUGAGGGCCAAAGGAAGAGACUUUAACCCUGAGGACCUCGUGUGGGUGUUCAGCCCUAAGAGAAAAAAAGGGAGGUGCCCUAAGCUGGACUGUCACUGGGUGGGGCCCUGUAGGGUACUUGAGAAGCUUGGGGAGGUGGUGUAUAGGGUGCAGCUCCCACCUAGGGGUAGACGGGUGGCCCUUCACAGAGAUAGAGUUGAAAUGAUGCUCCGGGACGCUGCGAGGAAGGCUCUCUGA